AUGCCUUUUGCGGAUAAUUUAGAAAUAUGUGGAUUAACAAAACAAAUCAACUGGUUUUCUAAACCAGAAUACUCGCAAGAAACAUCAAGCUUCAAAUUCCUCUUAUUAGAUUGUCAUCAUAUUCUCACUAAUGCUCGAAUAAAAUGUUGUAAGACUGGCAUUCCCGAGGCUGGAAUACAUAGACAGGCAUGGAUGAAGUUGACAACAAGCGAACAUGGCAAUAUUUUGAGUAAAGCUUUAGUGGAGGACCUUGUAGAUUGUCAAUCUAAUAGUUUCGCACAGCAGACUUUUUCUCUGAAAGUUGAGGAUGCGAUGAGAUUAAACGGCGAUAACAACGAAGCAAUAUUUUGUCGCUUGAUAAGAGAAUGGUAUACAGCAGAGGAUGAUCCGGGCAUUGACGUUCAUGAAAGAUGUAAGCGGAGACUAGCUCUUAGACAAUGGCUGUUGAAGGACGUUAGUUUGAAUAAGUUUCCUCCGCCAGGUGCGUUCAUUAAAGGUAUACCAAUAGUUAUGUAUGAAGGGUUGUUGACAAAUAUAGACAGGAGACUUCAGUUAUUUCCGUUUGUUAAAACUGGAAUGUAUAACGUUAGGUCACUUGGGACUCUGGAGGCAGAAAAUCUAUUUGGGGCUUUUCAAGACCUUGAUCCAAAAGGUAGUGGUGUAAUUAGACCAGACGACAUUCCGUCAGCAUUGAGUACUUCGUGUGAAAUGUUAUGCUACAGAUUCAACAAAAACAGAGGAUUUCAUCUCCAAACAAGCAGAGCAAGAGUGUACCCUUUCCAUGAACUAAUGGAAUUGCAAAGUAUAACACCGUCAGCAGAAACCUUCAGGAUCCCGUCUAGUGUCAAAACUUUACAACCAAGAAAUCACCCAUUUGAUAAACCUGAGAGGUCAAAGUUAACGGGGACACGACGACGAGUGAAAUCUUGCAUCAGUGAUCCAUCGAUGCCAGCCAGAGGAAUACGACCUAUUCGCCAAUACCAUCGGUUAGAUGAAUCAAAAAUACUUCCUCAUGUUCGCAAAGGACUUGAAUUCAGUGACGAAUCAGAGGAUAUUUAAUUUUAGAUCCCUCUUCUGUUAUAAUUUUUACGUUUUGUAUUGAAUGAAGUGGUUCGAUCUUUUUUUAUAGUAAUUAUAAAAUCCAACACAACAG
This is a messenger RNA of Mytilus trossulus (common blue mussel), 1153 nucleotides long. RefSeq lists its product as uncharacterized. The transcript is spliced from 3 exons. Bases 1 to 1059 code for a protein of 352 amino acids. Lineage: Eukaryota; Metazoa; Mollusca; Bivalvia; Mytilida; Mytilidae. The record is from RefSeq and is a predicted model, not a curated record.